CGCACUUCAGACCGAUCAUUGCGGCGUCGACUCGAGCCGCUCAGUCCGCGUGGAAACCGUCAGCGUCGAGCAAUACGUUUCAUUGUCGUCAUUGCCGCGCAAGUAAACAAUCUCAACGUUCAAACGUCACGAACGUAAAGGAAUUUCGUUUACCCCUUUCGACAAUUUCGGUCAGAGCGAACGGAAUAAGAUGAACUGCGCGCCGGUAACUUAACGCGAGUGCGUGUGCGUGCGUACGUGAAAGAAAUUGAGAGGAUAGGAUAGAGAAGGAAAGAGAGAGAGAGAGAGAGAGGACGAGCGAGAGAGAGUUUUUUGUGGAGCGUUUCCGAUGGAAUUGUCGAUUCGAGAAGGAAAUAUGCGCAGAGAAUGCACGAUGGAGGAGGUGUCCAUGGAAAACGCCAAGGUGUCGGACUCGGGAUAUUCCAACACUUGCAGCAACAGCCAAUCGCGACGCAGUAGCGACAGCUCGAUCUCGAGGAACAGCAAUCGCUCCGAAAGCAGCGGCUAUUGCGGCAGGCAUCCUUCGACCUUCGGAUCCAGUAAUGAGGCAUUACCGAAGCCGAUCAGCAAGAGAAAGGACAAGGAACACAAGAAGAAAAAGUCGAAGACGGUGUCGGCGAUUACCACCGAUGCGGAAGUCAGCCUGAAGACGGUGAACGCGCCGGCCGAGGUCGCUUCCUACAACACCGUCGCACCGGCGAACGUCGUACUUGAUCAGAAACCAGAAGAGGUAGCCACCGUAGAAUUAGUGGACGCAACGGAUCCCGGCGAGCACAACGGCGACACCGUCGCAGAUCCGGAAGCAGGACUUGCUUCACGGACAAUCCCUCUGGACGAUUCUACGUCUCAGGCCAAUGAGGGAUUUUGCGCGGUGAUUUCUAUGCACGACGGUCUCGUGCUGUACACAACCCCGUCGAUAUGCAUUGCUCUUGGCUAUCCUAAGGACUCCUGGAUCGGUCGAUCCUUCAUCGAUUACGUGCAUCCGAAGGACAAAACCACCCUGACUGAUCAGAUCACCAAUGGCAUCGCGUCGCCCCAAGAGGAGAGGUCUAAAGGCAUCAACGGUAGACGGGUGAGCCUGUUCUGCGGCCUGCGGAGAUUCACCAAGUGCAACAUGGCGAACGGGCACCCUGUCGACGCCAGAUCGAACCUAUACUUGCCGUUCCACUUGACCCUAUCUUUCCGGGAUUUCCGGGACCUGACGGCCGAACAGCAGCCCAACAACAGGGCUAUGUUCCUCGUGGUUACUGCUCAACCCGUCCAUUCGGCAUACAAAGCGCCAGAAGAAACAAUAAUAUCUUCGGUAUUCACGACCCGCCACACCGCGACGUGCCACUUAUCCCAUGUCGAUCCCGACGUAGUCCAAUACUUCGGCUAUCUACCACAGGAUAUGACCGGCCGUUCGCUGUUUGAUUUCUACCAUCCGGAGGACCUGCCAUUCAUCAAAGACAUCUAUGAGACUGUGAUCAGGCUAGAAGGCUGCUCCUUCAGGUCGAAGCCGUACAGGUUCGCCGUACAGAACGGAAGCUACGUCGUUCUCGAGACCGAGUGGUCAUCCUUUAUCAAUCCCUGGACGAAAAAACUAGAGUUUGUCGUAGGUCAGCACCGUGUGCUCAAAGGGCCGUUGAAUCCAGACAUCUUCCGUGUAGUGCGCGAGACCGAGUGCGGCUACCUGGCCAGCAUCAGCGAGGAGGUGCUGAAGGAGGCGAAAAUCAUUCAGGGCGAGAUACGGGCGCUACUUGACGAGAGCAUCCAAAGAACGUCAGAUAUAACCGAGCUCGACGUGUCAAAACGAUGUGAGGACCUAGCGUCCUUCAUGGAAAGCCUGCUACAAGAGACGAAAGCGCCCGGUAUCGGCAAGGACGAACUCGCAGCGGACGACAAGAGCUUUUCGAAGCACGACAGCGUAAUGCUCGGUGAGAUCUCGCCCCAUCAUGAAUACUACGACAGCAAAUCGUUCACGGAGACGUUGCCGAGCUACAACCAGCUCAACUACAACGAGAACAUCGAGCGGUUCUUCAAGAGCAAACCGCCGGUCGCCACCAUGUACGGCAGCGAUGAAGAGAAUGUCAAUUCCAGCAACGUCGAGGGCGCUCGAAAAUGCAUGUCGCCGAUAAACGGCAGCGGCGCGAGCGGCAGCGGUAGCGCGGAGAACCUUAGCAGCGGUUCCAACAACCAGACGAGCUCAGCGAGCCGCGACGACACCUCGAACACCGCCAGCAACAGCAACACCACUGCGACGGAGAGCUUCAAGCUGCCCACGCUGACGGAGAUGUUGCUGAACCGGCACAACGAGGACAUGGAGAAGCUGAUGAUGCAGAAACACCGUGAACUGCGCUCCAGUAUCAAGAACAGCGACAAGCUGCUCAAGGAUUCGCGCAUCAAGACGAAAAAGGUCAACGGAGUUGACCAAAACGCCCAUUACGUCAAUCAGGGUCACGGCAUCAAGAGGAGCAGCAGUCACAGCUGGGAGGGUGAAAGCUUCAAGAUAUCGAAGCAUGAUAAGAUCUCGAGGACGAGCACGGCGGGCCCAGCGAACCUCAUGACUACCGUUACCAGCAUGAGUCUCGAUCAAUCGACCGUGGUGCAAACCGGGACGAACAUCAACCUGUGGCCACCACUGUCGGUCGCCGUACCCUCCUCCGUGCCAGCUCAACCCUGCGAUCCAUCGCACAACGUCAGUUCGGAAACCAUACCUAGAUUCCCGUUGCUAUCGUCGGUGAUACCUGUAUAUUACGUGUCAGUACCGCAAGCCAGCGAAUCCACAACGACGCUAUUGUCACCACAAAAAAAACUGGACUCACCCUCGACCACGCAACCGACGCAACAGAGUCCUUACACGUUUGUUCCAGUGUCCUACGUUGCUACAGCGAUGGCCGGGAUGAUAUACCCGGUGAUCGGCGCACCGCCGCCGCGCGCGAUGAUGUACAAGCCCUUCCUGUUACCCGAGCAAGCGCCGGCAGCGUGCGAGAACCAGCAGCUGCCUAACAACAAAUGUUUGGAUCGCAGACGACCGGCCAGUCAAGCGACCAGUGUCAAAGCCGAGCCGAGCAGCAUAAUGGCCAUGUCUGAGUCCUCCAAGAAGGUUCAAUCGCCUAGCGAGCUCUUCUCGUCGUGUAUGAGCAACGACGGCGGUUGUUCAAGUGUAGUGGACUUACUGACCCCGGUGACCAUGAAGGGACACCGACCGAUGGACUAUAAUGGGGACGAAUCGAGUUCAUCCAGUCUCUACAGCAGUUUCUUGUACAAGAGCAGCGAAAGCAGCUGCAAUCCGGAUCAGAAGACGUGCGAGGUCUCCUCUGAGGAGCACACCAAAUGCCAUCAAGGGAUGCGGAGGAGGGAUCCACCUUGGCUGGAAGGCGUACAACUGACGCCAGAACUGAUUUACGAAUACCAGGUGCAUCCGAAGACUUUGAACGAGGUGUUGAAGGCUGACAUGGAUGCGAUAAAGGACUUGAACCAGCCACUGCUGGUAAACGAUCAGCUAGGGCAACUUUAUCUGGAUUUGGAAAUGGAAGGCUUCGAUACGAAACUGGUCCUCGAAGAAGGAAUCACGUCGAGCGGAAGCGACAGUGGCAGUAGCAGCGGCAGUUGGACGGAAGGCAUGUCGCAGCGUAAACAGAGGAGAAGAAUGGUGAAGUACGGCAAACUCGUGAUGAUCCACGAGGAGGACGCGCCGUUGCCGCCUCCGUUACCGUCUCCGUUACCGUCUCCGAUUGUACCGUGUCAGCAUUCUUAAGAGAUGCGCGCGAUCCGGUAUGGACAACUGAUUCAGGACAACUCCGAAGUCGACGUUCGCAUCGUCGCAUUCGCAUUUCUCCCGAGUGGGUCCAACGUUGUUAGUCUUUAGAUUAAAUCAAUUCUGUUCUCGCACCGUUUGAGUAUGUACUUCGUUUUCGUAUGCCAUUAUAUACUUUUCGAUCGAUAUAAGAGUAUAUUAUACGCAUAAUCCGCAAAAACAUGAUCAGAGCUCAUUAGGAUUUAGAAAUUCCUUUACGAUCAUUGAAGCCAAGCAACGGUGACCGCUACAGGAUCGAAACCAUGCGGAGAUACGUAUGAGAGCGCCGUAAAAAAUAUAUCAAAUUCUUUUUAUUAUUUAAACAAAAUGCUCAAGCAUUAGGUUGUAUAUGGGAAUGCGCGCACGUGGCUGUGUACAUAUGUAUGCGCGCGUAUGUAUAUGAUACUCUAAUAAUACCGGGGACGUCUCAUAAUAUACUGCAGGAUGUCCCCAGUAUUGAAUAGGUUUCGGAUGUGGACAUAGGAAUAUCUUCUGCACAUUCUCAGAAUAUCGUAGAACAUAUUUCGAAUAUUGAUGGGAUAUACACAAUUUACGUUUCCGAUAUACUGCGUACAUGCUCAGGAUCUACCUCCUUGUAGGAUACCACAGGUAUUUCCUAUUAAGUCUUAAACUCUUCGAUCUGGAUAUGUGACAGUCAAGGUCCUUCUUUGAUGGACAGAUAGCAUUUGUGUGUGUUAUCGAACUUCGAUCGAAAGACAGAGUGAAAUCUCUGAAACGAUCGAACAUACCUACCGGGAGAAACGCAAACAAAAACCGACACGCCUAUACUCAGCGAGAAAUGAACUAUCGAGUUGACAUCGAAUCGACGUCGAAACAAUGGGAAUUAUAUUAAAUCGACGUCGAUUCGAUGUUUUAUCUCCCACUGGGUGGGGGAAGUGCCUGUACUUUGGACCUAUUUUACCUUGGACUCAUGUCGAUUUUAGCGUUAUCUGUGAUUUUUCCGCUUUGUUAAUGUGAUAAUUCAUUGUAUUUACCACCACAGAUAAGAAUUCUGACAGUAAACACAAUGAAUUAUCACAUUAACAAAGUGAAAAAAUCACUGAACAAAGCGCUGAAAUCGACAUGGAUUCAAUGUAAAACAAGUCCAAGGGUACAGCACCUUCUUCUAUGAAUAGCGAAUGAAAUGCACUCAAGAGACACGUGAAUUUACCAAUACUGAUGACACAGUGAUUCCGUUUCUUACAUUUUUUUCCGGAUAAUCGUUCUCUCUUUGUCAAAAAGAUUACGAUUGAUCGUGAAGAUGCGAUAAUCGUGUCGUCAUCGUCGUCGAUACAAAGUUCGAAGAAGGUCCAGACGUUGCAACCAAGCAACGAAUCUGAGCGCGUUUUGCCAGAAUUUUCGAUAUGAAAUAGAACGCGCUAACUGAACUAAUCUCCAAAAGUAUUUGCGCUUAUAUUUAUACACGGGGUGUCUCGAGAACACCGGAUAUUAAAAGAGUAUGUUUCGCAGUUCCGGUAGAAUCUAUAAUUAAAGAUAUACGCAAUGACAUUGGGACAUUUCGUGAAAUAGGUGAGAUACGUAUAAUUACGAUACAAACACGCGACCGGAAAUGACUGAUUUCCUUUGGGGGGGGGGGGGGGGCA
Molecule: messenger RNA, 5382 nt
Organism: Dinoponera quadriceps
Lineage: Eukaryota; Metazoa; Arthropoda; Insecta; Hymenoptera; Formicidae
Gene: per
Product: period circadian protein
Exons: 17
Coding region: 329-3739 (1136 amino acids)
Biological process (GO): circadian regulation of gene expression; entrainment of circadian clock by photoperiod; negative regulation of transcription by RNA polymerase II
Cellular component (GO): cytoplasm; nucleus
Molecular function (GO): transcription cis-regulatory region binding; transcription corepressor binding
Source: RefSeq, a predicted model, not a curated record